AUGUCUUCUGAAGCUCCUAUCGCGCUUCUCUCCGUGUACGACAAGACCGGUCUCCUUCCCUUCGCUAAGGGGCUCAAGGAGCUCGGCUUCAGGCUCUUGGGCAGUGGUGGUACUGCCAAGAUGAUCCGAGAGGCUGGUAUGGAAAUUGAGGACGUCUCCAACAUCACCAAGGCCCCCGAGAUGUUGGGCGGUCGAGUCAAGACUCUUCACCCCGCUGUCCACGGUGGUAUCCUCUCCCGAGACAUCCCCUCCGACCUUGCCGACCUUGCGACCAACAAGAUCUCCCCCAUCACCCUCGUUGUCUGCAACCUCUACCCCUUCGUCCUCCAGACCCAAAAGCCCGACUGCACUCUUGCUGGCGCUAUCGAGGAAAUUGACAUUGGAGGUGUCACUCUUCUCCGAGCUGCUGCCAAGAACCACGGCCGAGUCUCUAUCAUCUCUUCCCCCUCCGACUACGAGACCAUCAUUGCUGAGCUCAAGGAGAAGAAGGAGGUCUCUGCCGAGACCAGGAGGGGUCUUGCCCUCAAGGCUUUCGAGGACACCAAGAGCUACGACGAGGCUAUCAGCGACUACUUCAGGAAGACUUACGCUACCCCUGAUGUCGGCGAGGACUCUCAGGCUGGUGCCGGUGUCGGCUACCAGAGGUUGGGUUUGAGGUACGGUGCCAACCCUCACCAGAAGCCCGCCCAGGCUUUCGUUGAGAACGGCGAGUUGCCCAUCAAGGUCCUCUCCGGAUCCCCUGGUUACAUCAACCUUCUCGACGCCCUCAACUCUUGGGCUCUCGUCAAGGAGCUCGCUGCCGGCUCCAACCUCCCCGCCGCUGCUUCCUUCAAGCACGUUUCUCCCGCAGGUGCCGCCGUCGGUAUCCCUCUCGACGAGCGAUCCGCCAAGGUCUUCGGUGUCGAUGACUUGAAGGAGCUGUCUCCCCUUGCUUGCGCCUACGCCCGAGCCCGUGGUGCCGACAGGAUGUCUUCUUUCGGUGACUUCAUCGCUCUCUCCCACCCCGUCGACACCCCCACCGCCAAGAUCAUCUCCCGAGAGGUCUCUGACGGUGUCAUCGCUCCCGGAUUCGAGGCCGAGGCUCUCGAGAUCCUCAAAAAGAAGAAGGGCGGCAAGUACUGUGUCCUCCAGAUGGACUCCAACUACGUCCCUCCCGAGAUCGAGACCCGACAGGUCUACGGUAUCUCCCUUCAACAAAAGCGAAACGACUGCAAGAUCGACGAGUCUCUCUUCCAGAACGUCGUCACCAAGAACAAGGACCUUCCCCAGUCUGCCCUCACCGACCUCGUCGUCGCCACCCUCGCCCUUAAAUACACCCAGUCCAACUCUGUCUGCUACGCCCUUAACGGUACCGUCAUCGGUCUCGGUGCCGGCCAACAGUCCCGUAUCCACUGCACCCGUCUUGCUGGUGACAAGGCCGACAACUGGUGGCUCCGACACCACCCCCGUGUUCUCGCUUUGCCCUUUAAGAAGGGCACCAAGCGAGCCGACAAGGCCAACGCCAUCGACCUUUAUGUCACUGGCGAGGCUUUCGAGGCUGAGGGUGGUGAGAGGGCGCAGUGGGAGAGCUUGUUUGAGACUACCCCCGAGCCUCUGACAAAGGAGGAGAAGGUUGCCCACAUGAAGGAGUUGAAGGGUGUUGCGUGCGCGAGUGAUGCCUUCUUCCCCUUCCCCGACAACGUCCACCGAGCCAAGAGGUCGGGAGCGACCUACCUUGCGGCCCCUGGCGGAAGUAUCAUGGACGCGGAGUGUAUCAAGGCUGCGGAUGAGAGUAACUUGGUGUUCUGCCACACCAACUUGAGAUUGUUCCACCACUAA
Cryptococcus wingfieldii CBS 7118 is the source of this 1818-nucleotide messenger RNA. RefSeq names its product phosphoribosylaminoimidazolecarboxamide formyltransferase/IMP cyclohydrolase. The record is from RefSeq and is a predicted model, not a curated record. NCBI's taxonomy places the organism in Eukaryota, Fungi, Basidiomycota, Tremellomycetes, Tremellales, Cryptococcaceae. Gene Ontology annotation, biological process: 'de novo' IMP biosynthetic process. Gene Ontology annotation, cellular component: cytosol. Gene Ontology annotation, molecular function: IMP cyclohydrolase activity; phosphoribosylaminoimidazolecarboxamide formyltransferase activity. The transcript is spliced from 5 exons. Bases 1 to 1818 code for a protein of 605 amino acids.